Panicum hallii is the source of this 3136-nucleotide messenger RNA. Its product is annotated as protein ROOT HAIR DEFECTIVE 3. The coding region runs from base 275 to 2698 and encodes 807 amino acids. Gene Ontology annotation, biological process: endoplasmic reticulum membrane fusion. NCBI's taxonomy places the organism in Eukaryota, Viridiplantae, Streptophyta, Magnoliopsida, Poales, Poaceae. The transcript has 23 exons. The record is from RefSeq and is a predicted model, not a curated record. Gene Ontology annotation, cellular component: endoplasmic reticulum. Gene Ontology annotation, molecular function: GTPase activity; GTP binding.
AACCGACCCCGACCCCCCGUGCGGUCACCGACUCACGGCUUCACCUCCCCACCACCCCACCUCGCCUUCCCCCUUCCUGCAUCCAUCCGGGCCGCCUCCUUCCCCCACAGGCCCCAGGUCCGGCCCUGUGCGCGCGGCGCUGCUUCCUGUGCCCCGGCUUUGGAGAGCGGGCCAGAUCUGCAUCAGCCGCCGGCAACCAGCGACCUCGCCCCCUUGCGCCACCCUCACCUCUCGCCGGCCGCCGCGCGAGCCCCGGCGCCAUCUCCACGCAGAAAUGGCGGAUGCGUGUUUCUCUACGCAGCUCAUCGAUGGAGAUGGGGUCUUCAAUGUCACCGGAUUGGAGAACUUCAUGAAGGAAGUUAGAUUGGGUGAAUGCGGGCUCUCAUAUGCUGUUGUAUCAAUAAUGGGCCCGCAAAGUAGUGGGAAGAGUACGCUUUUGAAUCAUCUUUUUCGCACCAAUUUUAGGGAGAUGGAUGCUUUCAAAGGAAGGUCACAGACUACCAAAGGUAUAUGGUUGGCGAAGGCCCAAAACAUUGAACCAUGCACCCUUGUAAUGGACUUGGAAGGAACUGAUGGAAGAGAGAGGGGGGAGGAUGACACAGCCUUUGAGAAGCAAAGUGCUCUGUUUGCUUUGGCUGUUUCGGACAUUGUGUUGAUCAAUAUGUGGUGCCAUGACAUUGGCAGAGAACAGGCUGCAAACAAGCCACUUCUGAAGACAGUAUUCCAGGUCAUGAUGAGGUUGUUUAGUCCUCGGAAAACGACAUUGUUAUUCGUUAUUCGUGACAAAUCACGGACACCCCUAGAAAAUCUUGAACCAAUUUUAAGGGAAGAUAUUCAGAAGAUAUGGGAUGCUGUUCCUAAACCCCAUGCCCACAAAGAAACUCCUCUUAGUGAAUUUUUCAAUGUACAAGUUGUGGGGCUAUCCAGUUAUGAAGAAAAAGAGGAGUUAUUCAAAGAGCAGGUUUCUGAUUUAAGAGAUAGGUUUCAGCAUUCUAUUGCUCCUGGUGGACUUGCUGGAGAUCGGCGUGGUGUUGUCCCAGCUUCAGGUUUUUCAUUUAGUUCACAGCAAUUUUGGAAAGUCAUUAAGGAGAACAAAGACCUUGACCUGCCUGCUCAUAAAGUUAUGGUGGCUACUGUACGUUGCGAGGAAAUUGGUAAUGAGAAAGUUGCCAGUUUUAUAGCCGAUGAGGAAUGGCAACAAUUUGAGGAGGCUGUUCAACAUGACUACUAUCCUGGGUUUGGGAAGAAGAUCAGCAGCCUUCUUGAUAGAUGUUUAUCAGAGUAUGACAUGGAGGCUAUUUACUUUGAUGAAGGUGUCAGGAGCUCGAAAAGACAACAACUUGAGUCUAAACUAUUGCAGCUUGUCAAUCCUGCCUAUCAAUCUCUUAUGGGUCACUUGCGGACUAGAACUUUAGAAGCAUUUAAGGAGUCCUUUGACAAGGCCCUAGAAAAGGAGGGAUUUGCUGCUGCAGCUCGUGAUUGUACUCAGACUGUCUUGGAGAAGUUUGAUAAAGCAUCUGAAGAUGCUGCUAUUCAACAAGUGAAUUGGGAUACCUCAAAAGUGAAGGAUAAGCUUAAACGUGACAUUGAGGCACAUGUAGCUUCAGUUCGAACUACUAAAUUAUCUGAAGUUUGUGCCAAAUAUGAGGCACAACUUACCAAAGCUCUUGCAGAACCAGUCGAAGCUCUUCUAGAUUCGGCCAGUGAAGAUACCUGGCCAGCUAUUAGAAAGCUUCUUCAACGCGAGACAAAAGCUGCUGUUCUAGGUCUUGAAUCUGCUGUGUCAUCUUUUGAACUCGAUGAAGCAACUGAGAAAGAACUGCUUGCGAAGCUGGAGAAGCAUGGAAAGAGUGUAGUUGAAUCAAAGGCAAAAGAAGAAGCUGGGAGGGUCUUGAUUCGCAUGAAGGACAGGUUCUCAACACUGUUCAGCCGAGAUGCUGACUCUAUGCCCAGGGUGUGGACAGGAAAGGAGGACAUAAAAGCUAUUACUAAAACUGCUCGUUCAGCUUCCAUGAAGUUGCUUUCUACAAUGGCUGCAAUUCGGUUGGAGGAGGAUGGUGACAACAUUGAAAACACCCUCUCCCUUGCUCUUGUUGACGCUUCAAGGCCUGGGACUACAGAUAGGAGUAUCCAAUCAUCUGAUCCACUUGCCUCCAGCUCAUGGGAAACGGUUCCCGAGGAGAAGACUUUAAUCACCCCUGUGCAGUGCAAAAAUUUGUGGAGGCAAUUCAAAGCUGAAACUGAAUAUACUGUCACUCAAGCCAUAUCUGCUCAGGAAGCAAAUAAGAGGAACAACAACUGGCUGCCACCUCCAUGGGCACUUGCUGCAAUGGCUAUCCUUGGAUUCAACGAGUUUAUGACAUUACUGAGGAAUCCACUUUACCUGCUUGUCAUAUUUGUGGUUUAUCUUGUUGGAAAAGCUAUUUGGGUGCAGUCAGAAAUUGGCAGAGAAUUCCAACACGGAUUUCUUCCUGCCAUCCUUUCACUGUCAACAAAAUUUGUUCCCACUAUAAUGAACAUCCUGAAGAGAUUAGCAGAUGAGGGUCAAAGACCAGCAGGCCCAGAGAGGCAAAGAGAGAUGGAACUCCAACCAAAAUCCACAAGGAAUGGUUCAUACAGCAACGCGACCUCGGCAGGGUCAUCCAGCGUAACCACUUCAGAGAUCGGACCUGAAUAUUCAAGCCCUGUGGCGCAAUGAUCUAGCGGAUCUUUAGCUUUUGGCCGAAAACCAACCCUAGUAGUUGAGGCUGCAAAAUGGCUCCGAGCCUAGAGAUGUGGCUGAGCCUAGGAGAUUGAGGUGCCUUGCGGUUUUUGUAAGCUUGCCCUUCCCAAACACAGAUGCACGGUGAUGAGGUGGCCUUGGUCACCGCGGUUAUUGAAGACUUCUUUUUGGGGUUGGGGGUUGUUUGUAAGAACACUGUAGAAUAACUUUCAUUUCAUUUUUUGGAUUCUGUAACAUGAUAUAUGAUGGUUGUAUAGAAGAUUUUCCAGUCAGGCCAGGGGAAACACAGCAGUGCAUUCUACACAAUAUAGUUGGCUGCAUAGUUGUGAAGCAUUGUAAAUGUCUUGAAACUGCCAUCCGAUUGCCUUGUGUCACUAGUUCUGAAAUAAAACAGACUGUGUUGCGUUUUCUUGA